CACCCUUUCACCAUUGCAAAGGAAGCGGGGAUUAGAAGAAUCUCUCUCUUAGAUCUCAACGUCUACAUACUCCGAUCAACAUAGAGGAAGACAAUGCAAUCAUGCCACAAUUAGACACAGAUGCUCCUCUGCCAAGCUAUUUACAUUCAUUUGCUUCAAUCUUUUCAAGGCAUCCAGAUACGCCAAGGAAGGAUGUCUUUCGACAAUUGAUGUUACGUUCGGUACGAUUUCACCUGAAAAGAUCCAAUUCAAGAGCAGAAGAUGAAGAACAGCUAGAUGGUUUCAGAGAAGGAGUGCUUCCGCUUCGCAUUCGUCCAGCAUUUGUCAUUCUCAACGUUCUGGCAUUGAUCGUCUUAGCAGUGCUGGGUUUCCAUCCUAAAUCGGGAUCCUUCGUUCCGAUCAACGAUAAGGUACUACAUUUCAUUUGUUUCUUCUUUGCGACUGGAUUGUUUUAUUUCAUUUGGGAUGUAGAUGAACCUGCAAGAAGGGUUUGGAUAUGGCGACAUGUAGCACUCAUUUUGACUUGGUUCGUAUGUUUCGUUGGUGGAGGAUUAGGAUCAGAGAUUGUACAAUCAGCAUUACCUUACAAGACAUUUCAAUGGGGUGACGUAUUCGCAAACCUUUUAGGAUCUGCUUUAGGUCUCUUUGUUUCGUAUCAUGCAGAAAGAAGACAUCGAUUGAGAAGGGAGAUUGCUCGAUUAUACGAACCCUUAGAUCAAGAAUUGUACGGAGAUGAAGAGGAAGAAGAUGAUUUGAAUGAUUGGGCAGAUGAUGGAGGAGAUGCAAAUGAUCCUUGGCGCAAUGUUCGGCCAACGGCAAGAAAGCUUUCUAUCGGUAAUAACUCCACAACGAAAGCUGUCCGAUUUACCGGAGCCGGAAAUGGAGAUAUUGAAAGUGGCAGAAUGUCUGAAAAUGAAUCAUCUUCUAAUCACACCCAAGCUACUUCACCAAAAGAACCUUCAAAAGUACCGAAGGAAGCGCUAUUCAGCAUUGACGAUGAGGAUCACGAAGAUGAUGAGGCGGCUGAUGCAUGGAAAGCGGCCCGAUGAAAUGCUGCUUAAAAUAGAAUGUUUUGAUUCUACUAUGUAUUGUAUAUUAUGUUAUCGCAUAUAACAUUCAAUCAAAUUUAUGGAUGACACUUUUUGGUGGGAAGGAAAUGAUAGGAGAUGGUAAAUGAAGUGAAAGGCUAUUUUUGUAAUUGUUGGAGAAACCGG
Meira miltonrushii is the source of this 1214-nucleotide messenger RNA. RefSeq lists its product as uncharacterized. The coding region runs from base 102 to 1049 and encodes 315 amino acids. The transcript has a single exon. NCBI's taxonomy places the organism in Eukaryota, Fungi, Basidiomycota, Exobasidiomycetes, Exobasidiales, Brachybasidiaceae. The record is from RefSeq and is a predicted model, not a curated record.